This is a messenger RNA of Rasamsonia emersonii CBS 393.64, 930 nucleotides long. RefSeq lists its product as uncharacterized. The transcript has 6 exons. NCBI's taxonomy places the organism in Eukaryota, Fungi, Ascomycota, Eurotiomycetes, Eurotiales, Trichocomaceae. The record is from RefSeq and is a predicted model, not a curated record. The coding region runs from base 1 to 930 and encodes 309 amino acids.
AUGGCUAGAUUAAUCGCUGUGACGGGCGCCACUGGCAACCAAGGUGGCUCGGUUGCCAAGCUUCUCCUCCAAUUCCCCGAACUAUAUCGCGUGCGGGCUCUGACGCGCAACCCGGACUCGGAACCCGCGAAGAAGCUGGCCCAAUUGGGCGCUGAAAUCGUCAAAGCUGAUCUCACGGCCCCUUCGGAUCUCCCACCUGCUCUACGUGGAUGCUGGGGAGUGUUUGGAGUGACGAACUUCUACGAUACGAAAAUCAAGGACGAUCCUGGCAGCGAGGAGCAGCAGGGGAAGAACCUGGCCAAAGCCGCCCUCGAAGAAGGAGUCCAAUGUUUCGUAUGGAGCACCCUGCCGAGUUCUGCGAAAUUGUCAGCCGGUCAGUUGGUCUCUCGGAUCUAUGAGGGAAAGCACCAUGUCGACGACUAUAUCCGCGAGACGGGGUUGCCAGCUACGUUUGUCUACACGGGCAACUUUUACGAGAACAUGGUUUUCAGAAGCCAUGUGCAGUAUGACAGUGAGAAAGAUGUAAUCGAAUUCCGGCAGCCGAUCAUUUUGCCGGAGACAAAGUUGGCCAUGUUGUACGUUGAAAAGGACCUGGCGGCAAUCGUCAAAGCCAUCUUCGAUAAUUGGGACUCGAAGCGAGAAAAGCUUCUGCAUAGCUACCUUUACGCUUCAAACGCGAGGGUAGCACCUACGGACAUCACGUCAGCGAUUGAGAAAAUCUCCGGCAAGCGCACGAUAUAUACAGUCAUCCCAACUACCGGGGUUCCGGAUCGAGACAUUAUGUUUCAGCUCUACAACCGCGUUGGCAUGUAUCCGGGGAAGGAGAUACCGGAUGAGAACGUUCUUGCGCUCGGCGUCAAAUUGCACUCUGUGGAGGAUUUUAUUCGCGACAGGUUGCUCCCGCACCUCGGGUUGCAGUCUGUGAAUUGA